This is a messenger RNA of Danio aesculapii, 2077 nucleotides long. RefSeq names its product DIM1 dimethyladenosine transferase 1-like (S. cerevisiae) (gene dimt1l). Gene Ontology annotation, molecular function: rRNA (adenine-N6,N6-)-dimethyltransferase activity. The coding region runs from base 122 to 1042 and encodes 306 amino acids. Gene Ontology annotation, biological process: rRNA methylation. The transcript is spliced from 12 exons. Gene Ontology annotation, cellular component: mitochondrial matrix. The record is from RefSeq and is a predicted model, not a curated record. NCBI's taxonomy places the organism in Eukaryota, Metazoa, Chordata, Actinopteri, Cypriniformes, Danionidae.
AUCAGCUGAAAGGAAACAGAAUAAACCCUGUAUAUGCUACACGUGUUUGUGGCACUGUAAACGUUAAACGCGUUUGUGUUUUACAUCUUACUCUUAGCAGUCGCUGAUAUUAUUUAUCAAAAUGCCGAAGGUUAAGGCCGAGAAGAAAUCUCGAACACACCAGGAGGUGAAGAGUCAAGGAAUUAUGUUUAAUACUGGUAUCGGUCAGCAUAUUUUGAAAAACCCUUUGGUUGUCAACGGCAUCAUAGAGAAGGCAGCGCUGCGACCAACAGACGUGGUUCUGGAAGUUGGUCCUGGAACAGGUAACAUGACUGUCAAACUUCUGGAGAAAGCCAAGAAAGUGGUUGCCUGUGAGUUGGACACCAGGCUUGUUGCUGAGCUUCAGAAAAGAGUCCAGUGCACUCCAAUGCAGAACAAACUUCAGAUCCUCAUCGGGGACGUCCUCAAGACUGAACUCCCCUUUUUUGAUGUCUGCGUGGCUAACCUGCCUUAUCAGAUUUCAUCACCUUUUGUGUUUAAGUUGUUACUCCACAGGCCGUUUUUUAGGUGUGCUGUGUUGAUGUUUCAGAGGGAGUUUGCUAUGCGCUUGGUGGCUAAACCAGGAGACAAGCUGUACUGCAGACUGUCCAUAAACACACAGCUGCUGGCCCGUGUGGACCACCUCAUGAAGGUGGGAAAGAACAAUUUUAGACCACCUCCAAAAGUCGAGUCCAGUGUGGUGAGGAUAGAGCCCAAAAAUCCUCCUCCACCUGUCAACUUUCAGGAAUGGGAUGGUCUGGUCAGAAUUGCAUUUGUUCGAAAGAACAAAAUGCUCAGUGCUGCCUUCAAGUCUACUGCAGUUGAGAAACUUUUAGAGAAGAACUACAAAAUCCACUGCUCCAUCCACAAUAUAGAAAUACCAGAGGAUUUCAACAUUGCUCCGAAAAUCGAAAGCAUCCUUCAAGAGUCCAAAAUCAGUGAUAAAAGGGCACGUUCCAUGGACAUAGAUGAUUUCAUGGUGCUUCUUCACGCGUUCAACUCUGCUGGGAUACACUUCUCUUAAAAUUUAAGGAACGGGGAACGGCUACUAGCUUUACAGAAGUGAUGUCACAGUCUUCUCGUAUUGUGGUUGAUGCUUUCAUACAUGCGAAGAAAUGAAUGACAUUUCUUUUCAAUGGACAAGCAAUGGGACACUUAAUCACUCAGGCUGGGAUGUUUUGUGCCUUUCCUGUAUUGGGGAAAUAAUUAUGGACUUCUUUUGCGAGGUAAAGCUUUGGAUGUGUGUGGUAAGAGAUUUUACUCUCAACAUUAGGCUGUCUUAACAGAAAAGAGGGUUUUCAUUACCGUCAAUCUCAGCACCGAACAUCAUCUUGUGCGCUGUUUACUUCUCAUUACUGAACUGUCAAGGUGAGAAAUGAUUGCUGUUAACACUUUAUAGCAAGGUUGCUUUUUUAUCUACAUUAGUUAAUGUAAAGGAAUGCCAUGAACAAAUUAUUAAAGGGAUAAUUCACACAAAAAUCUUAAUUGACUUGCUAUUUGCUCACCCUCAAGUUGUUCUACAAUGUUUGUGAGUUUCUUCUGUUGAACACAAAAGUAGAUAUUUGAAGAAAUCAGGAAAAGUUAAACCAUUGACUUCUAUAGUAGGAAAAACAAAUACUAUGGAAGUCAGUGGUUACAGGUUUUCAGCUUUUUUUCAAAAUAUCUACUUGAAACUGGUGAAGGGUGAGUAAAUGAUGUCAAUUUUAAUUUUUAGGUGAACUAUCCCUUUAAAUACAAACAAUGAGCAGAACAUUUUGCCUAGGGUGAUAAACGUAUUAGCAAAAUAAUAGCAAAACUUUAAGUUCAUUUAUAGAACUUGGAUGUCAAACAUGUAUUAUUGAAUCUAUAGUAUUGACCAUCAACUUUAAUAAAUGUGUAAGUAUAUCAAAUAUAUAUAUAUUAAACACAAUUUUAUUAGGAUUCUUUAUACAGUUAUUACAACUGUACUUUGUAAAGUGUGUAAAUAUAAUUGCAAACUAUUGACCUAUUCUCUCGAUUCGUUUAGGGCACGUUUCCUUGAAAGGCUUAGUUGUACAAGGUCAAUAAAUCUUAAAGAAAA